UGAUUGGCUCUCCGAAAAGAAAGUGGCGCUGUCAUAGGACCACGUUCAAGCCGCCUGCGCUCGACUGCAGAGCUAAACUGCAAAAACAUUCACCUGUACCUUUCCCCCAUGUGUGUUCCUCUGCUUUAAGAUGCACACAAUGUGAAUAGAGUCAUGUUUGAGUCCAUCCAUUGCUCUGCAUGCUUCAUGCCUGAAAUCUAAGACCAGAGUAAUCAACCACCCACCCUGCGCUGUGCACACAGUCUAUGGCUAUAGCAUCGACUGGACUGGAUGCUACAGCAGGAAAGUGGCCUACAUAAGAAGGAUAGAUCUAUCUCCACAGCAUCCUGCUCGCUGUGGAUAGGGAAGUCCUCUCUGUGAUCCCAUCUUUAAAUCAGACUUGUUCUCCGCUGUAGGCAGGAUGUCGUGCAAACCUUGGCCUAAAGGGAAGAAACUAGUGCAUCUUGAUUUGAAAGGUGCCCCCCCGAGGGUCGGGUACCUCCACCAGCUGAUCGAGUUCUUCUCUCAGCUGGGAGUGGAUGGCCUGCUGGUGGAGUAUGAGGACAUGUUUCCUUAUGGGGGGGAGCUGAAACUGCUGCAGUCCUCAGCUCAGCCUGUAUACAGUCGAGAGGAGGUGUUGUCUAUGCAGGAGUUUGCAAAGUCUAAGGGUAUGGAGGUCAUCCCACUCGUGCAGACGUUUGGUCACAUGGAGUUUGUGUUGAAGCACCGGACUCUGUGGGGGCUGAGAGAGGUGCCGUACUGUGUCGGCACCCUGAAUCCUCACAAGCAGGAGGGAGUACGGCUGGUGAUGGAGAUGCUGAGGCAGGUGGUGGAGCUGCAUCCAGGACUAAAAACCCUGCACAUCGGAGCAGACGAGGUGUACAUCCUUGGUGAGGGGGAGGAGUCCAAGCUGUGGUUGGCCACACCAGGACGCACAGUGGAGCAGCUUUUUCUGAGUCAUGUGACCAAGGUGGCAAGAGCCAUCAAGAAGGCAUGGCCACACAUGAGCAUCAUUAUGUGGGAUGAUAUGAUGAGAAGCAUGAGUCAGGACACACUGAAAGAUAGCGGCCUUGUGGGACUAGUCCAGCCAAUGUUGUGGGACUACACUCCGAACCUGGAUGUUGACAAAACAGUAUCUCUGUUGGAGAAGUACUGCAGUGCUGGGAUGUCAGACCUGUGGACAGCCAGCUCCUUUAAAGGCUCCACCAGCGUCUACACGUGCGUGCCCAGCACUCAGAAACAUGUGGACAAUCAUCUGCAGUGGCUGAAGGUGGCUGCUUCUUUAUCUGCUCGUAUAAACCUGCACGGCAUCGCCAUCACAGGCUGGCAGAGGUACGACCACCUGUCAGUGCUGUGUGAGCUGAUGCCUGUGGCGCUCCCAUCACUAGCAGCCUGUCUGCAGACCCUCAGUCGUGGUCAGCUCAGCGUGGAGGAUCAAAUCAAGCUCUCUGAGAGGCUGGGUAUUUCCUCAGUGGAGGCGGAGGCCAUGGAGAGGACUUCUGCAGACAACUCCCUGUUCCCCGGGCAAAGACUUGCUGAGUUAAUCGUGGAGCUUAAUUCACUCCUGAACUCUGAGAACAUCCGAUUUUUUGAAAAUGACAUGUUUGUACGAGGAUGGUUCAGCCCCUACCACCAACGGAGGAAAAUGGUGACUCCUCUAAUAACCAUGCAGAUUCACAGCCAGGCAUCAACGUAUUUGACAAUGCUACAACAGAAGGUGGAGGCUUUGAGGGAGGAGAUGGUUCAACUUUACCCAGACUCAACUGCCCAGGAGUGGAUAGAGGAGCACGCCCGCCCAGUGAUGGCUCCUCUACAGAGGAUAACAGAGGAAAUCCGAGCCUGUGUGAAGGAGAUGGUGCCAUAGAGCGUUUGUUCAGUUCAGAAUCAAACUGUUUCGAAGACUUUUAUUUCUGCUUCUUGUAUUUAUCUUCAGUUUAUUUAAGCCUCAUUUUGCUUCCGAAUAGAAAACUGUUGUUUGUGACUUGCAUUGAUUAAAGCAAAGUAAAUAUUUAAAGAUGACAUUUGCAUACAAAAAACUUUAUAUUCCCAAAAAUGUAUGAAAUAAACACAGGCGGUAAACUGA
This is a messenger RNA of Notolabrus celidotus (New Zealand spotty), 2062 nucleotides long. RefSeq names its product hexosaminidase (glycosyl hydrolase family 20, catalytic domain) containing (gene hexd). Gene Ontology annotation, biological process: carbohydrate metabolic process. NCBI's taxonomy places the organism in Eukaryota, Metazoa, Chordata, Actinopteri, Labriformes, Labridae. The transcript has 12 exons. Gene Ontology annotation, molecular function: hexosaminidase activity. The record is from RefSeq and is a predicted model, not a curated record. The coding region runs from base 401 to 1843 and encodes 480 amino acids.